AUGAAAAACAACAACAAGGCCACGAAAAACUGUUACCUUAAGGAACCCUCAUGCAACCAUGGCAACAAUGCCCUAAACAAAUGCUCCAGCUACUUUGACAUAAGUCAGAUUAAACAGUUAUACGCACCCCAAAGUGCCAAUGGGUAUGAACAAAUUUUUUCCCCUCCUCGUAAAGCCAAGAAGGCAGGAAGAAAAAGUAAAAAAGAAAUAUCCAACACUAAGGGCGCCAUCCCUUCAUUCCACAGUGACCAGUACCAAAAUGACACGAAAACCCCCGUACCUGUAGGAAUAGGAGAAAGGAAAAAAAUGAAAUUUAACGCGCCAAAUGAAGAUCCCCACUUUUUUUACAGCAAUUCGUUUGACCAAACGCCCAGAAAGCACUUCUCAUUUAACGACGCGGACCCCCAAAAUGAAGAAUCCCCAAACCUCUAUAAUCCAAGCGGCAGUGUUAGAAAAGGUGCCAACAAAAAGGCGAUUAGCAGAAACGCUUCAUUAAACAAAUACGAUUUUAUUAGAUUUGUUUGUUCUCCGACCAAAAAGAGCGUCGAUAAUAGAAGCGCAAAGUGUGAUAGUGAAAGGGGCACCCCGGCGAAAAAUGGAACCACUGGAAAUGCAGCCAAAAAUGACCGCAAAAAAGGAGCAAAAUAUGGCGAACACACUGCCGCUAACAUGGGCUCUACGAAUGACCCCAAAAGAGUCGUAAAAAAUUACCCCCAAUGGGAAAAUAUUUUCGAUCCGAAAAAUGACCCUAAAAAUGGAGCCAAAAAUGACCACAAAAAUUACCCCCAAAAUGACCGCAAAAAAGGCGGAAACUACGGUGAACACACUGCCGCUAACGUGGGCUCUACGAAUGACCCCAAAGGAGUCGUAAAAAAUUACCCCCAAUGGGAAAAUAUUUUCGACCCGAAAAGGGACGCUCAGAAUGCCUCCAAAACCGACCAAAAGUUUGACCCCCAAAAUGAUCGCAAAAAAGGCGGAAACUACGGCGAACACACUGCCACUAGCAUAGGCUCUACGAAUGACCCCAAAGGAGCCGUAAACAACUACCCCAAAUGGGAAAAUAUUUUCGAUCCGAAAAGGCACCCACAGAAUGCCUCCAAAAUCGACCAAAAGUUUGACCCCCAAAAUGACCGCAAAAAAGGCGGAAACUACGGCGAACACACUGCCGCUAACGUGGGCUAUACGAAUGACCCCAAAGGAGUCGUAAACAAUUAUCCCCAGUGGGACCAAUUUUUUGACCCAACAAGGGAGCACCAGAGUGCCUCAAAAACGGAACAAAAUUUUCACCCCCAAAGUGACCUCAAAGGAGGUGUAUUAUAUGCCCAAAAUGUUACCCAGAACAAUGACUCAAAGAAUGACGCAAAAGGGGCCCAUAACAGUUGCCCCCAAUGGAACCAAUUUUUUCAGCCAACAAGGGAGCACCAGAGUACCUCAAAAACGGAACAAAUUUUUUACCCCCAAAGUGACCUCAAAGGAGGGGUAGUGUAUGCCCAAAAAAAAGCCCAAAGCAACGACGCAAAGAAUGACGCAAAAGGAACCCAAAACAGUUGCCCCCAAUGGGACCAAUUUUUUGACCCAAGAAGGGACCCGCAGAAUGCCCUCAGAACGAACCAAAUGUUUGACCCCCAAAGUGACUUCAAAGGAGGGGUAGUGUAUGCCCAAAAUGUCACCCACAACAAUGACGCAAAGAUUUACGCAAAGUGUGCCACCUUUCGUGUCACAAAGAGUUAUCCGCAAAAUGACCCAAAGUGGGAUCCCAAAAAUGCCCCCAAAACGGACCCUCAAAAUGAGUCGAUUUUUGAUCCCAAAAGGGGUGCAAACUGCGGCGAACGCGUUGGCACAAAUGGGGCCACUAACGAUGACACGGGGGAAGACCCCCAAAGUGGCAUAAAAAAUUGGCCAAAAAAUGACCUCCAAAGUGACAUAAAAAGUUGCCCAAAAAAUGACCCCCAAAAUGGCAUAAAUAAUGGUCCAAAUAACUACCCCCAGAGUGGCAUAAAUAAUGGCCCAAAAAGUUACCCCCAGAGAGGCAUAAAUAAUGACCCCCAAAAUGACCUCAAAACGAGUCAACAUUUUCCCCUACAAAAUGCCUCCCAAAGUGGCAUAAAAAAUUGCCCAAAUAACUACCCCCCAAACGGCGCUAGUAACUCCCCCCCAAAUGACCCGCACGAUGGCAGCAACCAAAGCAGCGGGAACUCGCAGGAGAGCACCCCCCAGAACGGGGCGCAGAACAACGGACUGAUCGACCUGGAUAGCCACGACUCCAUCGACCGACUCAGUAGAAACUUUUUCAUAAACAACAAAAAGAUUUUCCUUACGCACUUUCGAAAAGAUAAGGAGGCACACAUUACACGUGCCAGCAGUCAUGCGCAUAGCAGUGGUGGGAACGUUCCUCUCCGUUACGAAACCCCCGAAGGGGGCAGGAACGAAGGAAAAAAUGAACACAGCAAAUGGGGGGAAAAUGCUGAAGGGGUAACCCCAUGUGGUGAAACUUCGCAGUGGGGCCUUUUUGCAAAAGGGAAUUCCCCGCAUUUUGAGGACUACAUUCAGAGGGGGGAGAAAAGCGGCGGAGUGGAAAACUGCAGUAGGGGUAGUUACUACAGUGGGUGGAAUCACCGCAUUGGGGAGAACCAAACCGCACAUGACGACUGCCACGAAGAUGACGAGCACCAUAAUCACGACGCACGCUACUCCGAGGAAGAGCCAGCUGACGGCAGCAACUUCCUACAAGACAUGAACUCCUUUGUGCGCAAAAACUGCAACGUGACAAAAUCGCUGUACAGCCACCUGGACGUCCCCUACAAUGGCAGCAAGGCAGAAAUUAAAAAGGCGUAUAAGGAAAAAAUAAAGGUGCACCACCCAGAUAAAGGAGGAAGCAUAAACAAGUUCCUCCAACUGAAACUCUCAUAUGACAUCCUAACGAACGAUAAAAAGAGAAAAAUGUAUGACAAAUAUGGGCAUAGCAUAUUAGAAUUAUUAGUCAGCGAAAAAUUUCAAAACUAUGAGAUAUGCUCAUCGGAAGAAGAAAAUUGUGAAAACGAAAUUGAUGAGGAAAAUUUAAAAGUGUACGAUUUGUUUGUCCAAAAGUACAACAACACAUCGUACCUACACAAUUUAAGCGAUUUAAAAAUGGAUAGCUAUCAGUAUAACGAUUUUCAAAAAUUAAUUUUCCAUUUUUUUAAUGACGAAAAUCCCAUGUUCAAGAAUACCUUCCAUUUAUUCCCCGCGUACUCCCCGGCGGUCCCUCCGUAUAGGAGGAAAAAGGCGAACCAGCGAAAAGCAGAUAAAAAGAGGGCAGCCGAGAAAGGGGCGGGUGAAGAGGCGGAAAAAGAGGCAAAUAAACAGGCGAAUAAACAGGCAGAUAUAGGAAAAAUUCCCCGCUUGGAAUUUCCCAGCAGCUUGGAGAACUCCCCUAAUCGGUCUGCCCGAACGAAUGAGCUUCUCAGCCCCGCAGGCAGUUCCACCUCUCGAAAUGACUCCCCCUCAAAUUGCAGCGAAACGAAGGAAAGCUCAAUUUACGAUGUACUGAACGCAGGACAUGUCACUAACCUGUUUAACGAAAUGGACGACGAUUUUAAAUACUUUUACAAAAAAUGCAUCGUUCAUAAAAUAGAGGAAUCAGAACAGGCUAACAACGCCAGGUAUGGCAAAAAAGGGGCCACAAAAAGUGUAAGCCGACGGGAUGGCCAUCACGUGGAGGGGGAGGCCAACGGGGAUGAUGCCUCCACCCCAGUGAAGGAACAUACCCACCACCCGGCGAAGGAACAUACCCACCACCCGGCGAAGGAACAUACCCACCACCCGGCGAAGGAACAUACCCACCACCCGGCGAAGGAACAUACCCACCACCCGGCGAAGGAACAUACCCACCACCCGGCGAAGGAACAUACCCACCACCCGGCGAAGGAACAUGUAGAGCGCCCCUUCGAACAGCCCUCCUACGAUGAAGAUGCCGCCACCCCCCUAGCGCAGUGCCAACUCUCCCAGGAAAAACACACCUCCAACCGCCGCAGCCGAAACGAAGAAACCGCCCACUCCUUCCGGGACAUCCAGACCUCCCCCAUUGCGUACAAAAUUAUAAACGAAAAUGAUGAGAGGCACAUAGCCGAGUUUUACAGGUGGUUUGAAUUAUUUUUCAGCCACCACCAGGGGGCGCACCCGGAGAGCGAAGCGGCUAACGAAGCGGAGUAUGAAACGACCAACGAAACCGCGAACGAAGUAGCUAACCACGCAACCCAAGGCGACCGCCGCAUUUGUAGCGAUGUGCCCCCCGGGACACAAGAAGAAACACAUUCAGCGCAAACUGACGUAGCGGAUGUAGAAAUCAACUCGGAGCCAUUUAGAACGUUUCAAUACUGUGCAGAGAAAUUCUGCGCCUUUGGGCAGACGCUGCGUAGCAGUAAUGACACCCCGAAUGGGCGAGUAAAUGGGGAUGCCCCAAACGGGCGGAGCCCCGCAAGAUUUGCACAUAACAGCGGCAAAACGGAACAUUGUAAUGGCGGUAAAACGAAACACUUUAAUGGCGACAAACCUAGCAGACCGCGAGAAGAAAAGGCGCACAGAGGAACCCCCCCGCGCAGCAGCGCCAAAGCGGAAGACAACCACCUGACAGUCAACAUUGAAGAAAAAUAUGGCUUCAAUUUGCUGAAAAAAAGUGAACAAAAAAUUAAAGACAUAACGCACGAUUUUAAUUACAUAUAUAUAGGAAGUAACAUGAUGAAGAAAAACAAAUUUAUCCUUUUCGUAAAAGAAGAAAGUAUAAAAAAAUUUUUAAAAAUUAAACUGCUCAUCGAGAAAAUUAAAAAAAAAUCAAAUUUGAAACUCAUAUCCGCAUUCGAAAAGGAAAUAGAAAAAAACAUAAAACACAUGGAAUAUAUUUUACUCCUGACAACACACAGGGAUGAAUUUCUUCCCCUUAACGAUUUUUACCUGCUUGACAGAAAUGCUUUUGCAAAAGAGCUUUAUUGCAUACCCAUAUAUGUAAAAAAGAACAGCAUAAGCAGACCAACGCAUUUUCACAUCAGGUGGAUUGUAUACACCAUACAGUCGCUCAUUUUUUUUAAUUUUUUUUUUAAAAAAGUGAAUAAGUAUAUGUGUGCCUUCCCCUUCUUUAAUUACAAGUAUAAUUUACUCAAACAUUUUUUGGGCCAUGAGGAGAAAGCCAAUAGCAUCCACCAUCAGGUAAAAAAUUUUUACAUUUUUUUCCAGCAGUACAUCCUCAAGAAUAAGCACCACUAUUUGAAGUACUUUCCGCACUCUAUCAUCGUGCACUUAAAAAAUGACGCAUCGCAAGAUGACCAGAGUAAGAAGCCCGUGCGAGUAAAUAUGUCCUCCAUUUUGGUGCUCACCUCGAACAAGCAUACACCCUCCGCGGAGUGGUAG
This is a messenger RNA of Plasmodium vivax (malaria parasite P. vivax), 5382 nucleotides long. RefSeq lists its product as hypothetical. The record is from RefSeq and is a predicted model, not a curated record. The coding region runs from base 1 to 5382 and encodes 1793 amino acids. NCBI's taxonomy places the organism in Eukaryota, Apicomplexa, Aconoidasida, Haemosporida, Plasmodiidae. The transcript is spliced from 2 exons.